Oryzias melastigma (Indian medaka) is the source of this 1135-nucleotide messenger RNA. RefSeq names its product CLN8 transmembrane ER and ERGIC protein (gene cln8). The record is from RefSeq and is a predicted model, not a curated record. The transcript has 4 exons. Gene Ontology annotation, biological process: lipid homeostasis. Gene Ontology annotation, cellular component: membrane; endoplasmic reticulum. Bases 161 to 1120 code for a protein of 319 amino acids. Lineage: Eukaryota; Metazoa; Chordata; Actinopteri; Beloniformes; Adrianichthyidae.
AGUUUCCCUGUCAUGUGGGCACUUUAUUCUGAAGGUGUCAGUGACACGUAAACCGGCCAAUAGGAUUCGAGGUGUGCACAGUUAUGACCAAUGGGAUGUCACUUCAGCAAAAGAAGGCGGAACGUCCUGUUCAGCUGUCAUGUGACAGAAUUGGUAUCUCAUGAUGCGAAACUUCCUGUUUCAGCAAGAUGCCAGCAGUGGGAACGGUUCGUUCUGGAAUAUCUGUAAAAAUGUUCUACAAAACAUUUCUGCGAUGACUCACAACAUGCAUGCAGCUAAACCUCCCAUUUUAAGCCCAGAGUACUUCUCCUGGGACUACCGCCUGCAGCUUAUCGGACUAGGAUUUGUUGUCUACACAUCAGUAUUCCUUCUCUCCCACCUCCUCUCUCUACUCCUGAGCCAAACCUACAACUCCCUGCUCCCCAAAGAGAAAGUUUUCUGGAACCUGGCAGCAACGCGGGGGGCUUUCGGCAUCCAGAGCUCCGUAGCUGGACUUCGAGCUCUGACUGAGGACUCUGAGUUAAGCAGGGACAAAGUCAGGGGCCAGGAGGACUGGUCGUGGUUUCACCUCCUCACAGCUACGGGCUUUUUCGUCUUUGAGAAUGUGGCGCUUCAUACGUCCAGUGUGAUAUUUCGCUCGUUCGACAUACCUCUGGCGACGCACCACUUCUUCGCCCUGGCGGGGUUUGCAGGCGCCGUGGUGUGGGAUUCCCAGGGUCACUUUCUGGCUAUGGUCACACUCUUGCUGGAGAUGAGCACACCUUUCACCUGUAUAUCCUGGAUGUUACUGAAGGCUGGAUGGGCACGCACCCUAUUCUGGCGAGCCAACCAGUGGGUGAUGAUCCACAUGUUCCACUGUCGCAUGGUGCUCACUUAUUACAUGUGGUGGAUAGCACUGACCCACUGGACGGAGCUCAGCAUCUACGUGGCGCUGUCGCAGCGCCUGCUGUUUUUCUCUGGCCUGGCUCUGCUCACUCUUAUCAUCAACCCCAUCUGGACGCACAAGAAAACCAUGCAGCUGCUAAAUCCCGUGGACUGGAACUUUGACAACAAGCCGGUGCCAGAAAACGGCAAAAAAGACAGUCAGGCUGAGGCUAUUUCUAAACCCCAUUCAAAUUAAAACGCACCAAAAUUA